Molecule: messenger RNA, 1015 nt
Organism: Exophiala viscosa
Lineage: Eukaryota; Fungi; Ascomycota; Eurotiomycetes; Chaetothyriales; Herpotrichiellaceae
Product: 3-hydroxyisobutyrate dehydrogenase, variant
Exons: 3
Coding region: 30-1013 (327 amino acids)
Biological process (GO): L-valine catabolic process
Cellular component (GO): mitochondrion
Molecular function (GO): NAD binding; 3-hydroxyisobutyrate dehydrogenase activity; NADP binding
Source: RefSeq, a predicted model, not a curated record
CUUCAACCGGGCGGACUGAAGAUGGAGGAAUGCCGAACGUGACCUACGGCUUUAUUGGUAUUGGAAGGAUGGGAUUCCCCAUGGCACUCAAUUUUCGAGCCAAGAUGCCAUCAAGAUCGAAGCUGCUCGUGUGCGAUGUCAAUCAGUCGCGGGUGAAGGAAUUUCUCCGGCAGUCCAAAUCCCUGGGACCUGUGGACAUGGCUUCGUGUCCCAAGGAAGUUGCGGAACAAUGUGAUAUCAUCCUCACGUCAUUGCCACCCGGCAAGCCAGUCUUGCAAGUCUUUCUGGACCCGUCGACCGGCAUCAUGGCAGCUGGAGUCCGUGACAAGUCCAAACUUGUGAUUGACACUUCGACGAUGGACGUCCAGACCUCAUUGAAUGUCUCUAAGCAAGUUGUAGCUUCCGGGUUCGGACAUUUUGUCGACUGCCCCGUCUCAGGAGGCAUGAUUUUCGCCGAGACUGGAAACUUGAGCUCCAUGGUUGGAAGCUCCAAGGAACUCUUCGAUCGAGUCAAGCCUAUCAUUCUGCCAUUCUCGGAUCCCAAAAAGAUAUAUCACUGUGGGCCCGCCGGCGCAGGGCUUGCCGCCAAGAUCAUCAACAAUUACGUUGCAAGUGUGAGCUACGUGGGCUUGUGCGAAGGAAUCAAUGCUGGUGUUCGUUAUGGUCUGGAUCCGGAAGUUCUAACAGAUGUCAUUAAUGCGGGCAGUGGCAUGUGCUGGAAUUCGUUGCACAUGUGUCCCAUCAAGGGAGUUCAAUCCACUUCGUCAGCGAGUCGGGAUUUCUUGAGUGGUCCAGAUGGUGGACCAGGCUUUGACUUGGCGACCGAGAGUACUGAAAUGACGAUCGAACUGAUGGAUCACGUCAAUGCCAAGUCCAUCAUGGCGCCCGUGAUGAGAGAUCUCUGGAAGCGCGCGCAAGCCAGUACGUUAUGUCAGGGAAAGGAGUACAGAAGCGUGUAUCGACUUUUCUCCGAGGAAGAUGGUCGUGCAUUGGAGAAUGGCGGGCCUGAUUGAUG